Molecule: messenger RNA, 1146 nt
Organism: Eimeria mitis
Lineage: Eukaryota; Apicomplexa; Conoidasida; Eucoccidiorida; Eimeriidae
Product: serine protease/subtilase, putative
Exons: 5
Coding region: 1-1146 (381 amino acids)
Source: RefSeq, a predicted model, not a curated record
AUGGCUGCUCACCCCCCCCCAAGGAGACUCGAUGCAGCAGCAGCAGCAGCAGCAGCAGCAGAAGCAGAAGGAGAAGCAGAAGCAGCAGCAGCAGCAGCAGCAGCAGCAGCAACAGCAACAGAAACAUUUCCGACUCCUGCUGCUGCAGAAGAUACUACACUCAGGAGUGUACUGGCGCGGCUAAGGAACGGACCUGAGGCGAUCACUUUGCUGCUGAAGUGGGACUUUAGCUGCCUAGCAGCACGAAGACAGCAGCAGCAGCAGCAGCAGCAGCAGCAGCAGCAGCAGGAGGAGGAGAAAGAGUUUGAGAUGUUUAUUGAUCUCGAUCAAGACCUGAUGCGAGCAGAUACUGCUGCUGCUGCUGCUGCUGCUGCUGCUUCUGCUGCUGCUGAAACAGGAGAGCUGCUGUUUACCCGUGGUGUAUUCCUUAGAGACACAGCAGCAGCAAUGCGGCAGCAGCAGCAGCAGCAGCAGCAGCAACAGCAGCAGGAGCAAGAUAGCCAGCGAGAAGAAGAUCCUCAGCUGCAGCAGCAGCAGCAGCAGCAGCAGGAGCUGCUGCAGCAGCAGCAGCAGCAGCAAGAAGACCGUCGACUGGGGCUGGAAUUUCUAUCGCGGCUGCUGGGCCACCACUUUGACUUGCAUGCAGCAGCAGCAGCAGAACAAGAGGAAGAGCAGCAGCAGCAGCAGCAGCAGCAGCAGCAGCAGCAGCAGGAGCAGCAGCAGCAGCAGCAGCAGCAGGAGGAGGAGAAAGGAGACAGUUCUCCGUGUGUCUCCUCUCCCGUUUUCUGCAGACAAGUGCUGCUGCAGAUGCUGCAGCAGCAGCAGGAAGCUGAGGGGGGUCUAUCCGGAGCAGCAGAUGUGCUGCAGCUGAUAGAUGAAUACAAAGAAGAGAGCUGCGUUGCUGCAGCAGCAGCAGACAUAAAGGGAAAGUUUAUGGGUCUCCCACCGCGAGCAGAACCAGCAGCAGCAGCAGCAGCAGCAGCUGCUGCUGCUGCUGCUUGCAGCAGCAGCAGACAUAAAGGGAAAAACCAGCAGCAGGUGCAGGUGCAGCAGCAGCAGGAGCGGGAGCUGAUCAAGGCGGAAAGGGUGGAGAUGCUGCAGCAGCAACUGCAGCAGCAGCAGCAGCAGGAGCAACAGCAGGAAUAG